Messenger RNA from Clunio marinus, 285 nucleotides. Lineage: Eukaryota; Metazoa; Arthropoda; Insecta; Diptera; Chironomidae. The record is from the annotation of a GenBank genome assembly.
AUGAACGAUAUUUUUGGCAUUGCUUCCUACAAAGAAACAGAACAUGUAAAAUGUCGUGAUGAUACACAGCAUGAACUUCUUUAUCUUGCACAUCUGGAGUUCUCUAUUAAACAAACAUUUCAUAUUUCUCCUUUGCAAUUAUUUUUAAAAGAAAUCUCAAACGGCGUGAUUCCUGUGAGAUUACUCUUCGAGUCAUGUUCAAUUGAAGCAAUGUCGAAUGAAGAUUUCUUUGGUUGCGAUAAAAAUAAAAUCAAAUGGUUGUCAGUUUCUCGCUUCAGACAAUAA